Molecule: messenger RNA, 4497 nt
Organism: Mytilus trossulus (common blue mussel)
Lineage: Eukaryota; Metazoa; Mollusca; Bivalvia; Mytilida; Mytilidae
Product: homeobox protein Hox-B7-B-like
Exons: 2
Coding region: 107-892 (261 amino acids)
Biological process (GO): negative regulation of transcription by RNA polymerase II; anterior/posterior pattern specification
Cellular component (GO): nucleus
Molecular function (GO): RNA polymerase II cis-regulatory region sequence-specific DNA binding; DNA-binding transcription factor activity, RNA polymerase II-specific
Source: RefSeq, a predicted model, not a curated record
AAUGUGAUUGGUUGAGUAUUAAAUGUGUCAGUUAUCUGUUGAAAGGGCUACAGGGUCCCUGAGACAUCUCAAACAAAUUUCUGGAACUGAAAUAAUAUUUUCGUAGAUGGUGUCCUCACAACAAAACACUGUGGACGGCUCUCACACUUACAAACAUUUUGGAAUGAGCUCGUAUUUGCCCUUACGACAUACGGCGUCGACGAGAGGUGAUGAUUUACAUGGUACAACAGAAAAUUCAUCAUACAUGGAUCAUUUUUUGAACAUCCCCGAUAUUUGUCCAACAGGGGCUGAUUAUAGGUCCCAACGGUACUAUAUGGGAUAUAACCAGGCCGAAGCAUGUCGUAUGGAGGCUCUACAACGGACUCAUGAUCUCAGCCAAAGAAUGGGUAUGCACGCGGGACGUCCAUCGUUUUAUCCCAAUAUGAGUGUUUCUGGGAAUUUACGUUAUAGGGAAACUUGUCCGGAAAAUAUUCCUACAAGUAAUAAUAUAAAUAAUGGAACCAGUAAAGAUCCAAUUAGUCCGCUGACACCAGGGACCCCAUCUGGAAAUGAGGAUGGUGAGCCACCACCACCGUUCUAUCCGUGGAUGUCAAUUGUAGGACCAAACUCAAACCAGAGAAGAAGAGGCAGACAAACAUAUACAAGGUUUCAAACAUUAGAACUAGAAAAAGAAUUCAAAUUCAAUAGAUACCUCACGAGACGGAGACGAAUAGAACUUUCUCAUAUGUUGUGUUUGACUGAAAGACAAAUUAAAAUUUGGUUUCAAAAUAGAAGAAUGAAAGAAAAGAAAGAACUAUUAGCAAUAAAAGAAAUAAAUGAACAGAAUAAAUCUCCAGAAAAAACUGUUAUUAAACCGGUAUCACCUGUGUCUUCAGGCGAUGCAUCAAGCUGAGAGAUUAUGUGUUCUUAGGUUCCUACCUCCACGGACUGAAGAGCUCAUUCCCGAACAUCCGGUGUUUCCUACACGAGAAGACUGAAACGAGAACUUUUACUUAAAUUAUACGUUUAUCAGUAGAAAAAUUAGAAUUAUUAUUUCACAUUAUAGGAUGACGGAUACGGGAGCCCGACAUUUGGUACUGCCCUAAUAAACGAGAAUGGUCUACCUAUUAACGAGAAUUUACGUGAAUACGAAAGCGUUUCCAAGUGGCCUGCCAUUUAAAAUGGCGGAUGCAAGUAGAGUGGAGAUAUCAUUUAUUUUUACAAACCUUUUCAUUUAUCAUCGCUAUCGUCGCAAAUGUUCAUCGUCAUAAAUGUUUAUAGUGCUAUUAUGUGUAUAUUUUUAUGUAUGUACAUUAACUUGUUGAAAUUAUAUAUAAAAAGAUACUGCUCAAAAUAAUGUACUUCACAUGUGAAAAUUUCAUGUUUUGCUUUGUAUAAAUCCGAAUUCAAAGUUAACCAUAAUUUGAUACUACUGAAUUUUCUUGCCGUAAAUAAUAGUGCAAUAUAGGAGAAAAAUACAUUUACAUGUUCUGUAAUAGUAAAAUUGCUUUUCGAACAAAAAUCCGAAUGUUGGAAGGAAAAUUCAGAUAAUUCAGAUCUGCAGUUGUUAGGGGAAAAAAAUCUGCGAUGGGGUUUACAAUACUGUUCCUUUUCUACGGCUUUGAUAUAUUUAUUUUCAUUUCAUAAAUUGCACCAUUUAAAUUCAAAAUGCAAAGGACUCAAAAUUUGUUUCCAUAAAAGAAGAGUAAAGAGGGAAUGUUGCCCAUGAUUUAGUUGUUCGAUGUAGCUUAACUAGGAUAUAGUACUUAAUUCGUUUUAAACAUUUUUACUGUCAAUUCUGUAAACCUGUCUGCAAUAUACUAAUAUCAAGAAGGAGCGAGUUUUUUUUUAUUUUGCAAUUUGGUUGGGUUUUUUUCCGGUUAGAAUGUUCUAGGAGCUCGGUAUUUUAAUUUACCUUUUUCAUACGUAAUACAAUGUAAAUAAAAUACACGUUUAAACAGUUAAUUCCAGGAAAUCUACUGAAAUACAUGUACAAGAAGCUUAUUUUAUAAAUAAAUAAUAUUUUUAAUGUUAAAACUUAAAAUACACGAUAUAAUGGAUGAUAGAUUAUCCUGUAACAAUUGACCGCAGGUAGCCAAUAAAAUAGUGGACUAAAUUAAACACUAAUGUAAGAGAUAAAAACUAUAUUUUUGUGUGGUCCUCACAAUAUCCAUCUAUGUUUUGUUUUAUAACUAAAUUAUGACAAAUUUUAUUCAAUAAUAUUAACAAUUUAUAAUUAUGAACGAUUCUACUUUAACUCCAUCGAUACAUAUCUAUACUUGUGAAUUUUUCUAUAGAGUGUAAUAUUACAAUUAACAAUUUUUCUUGUUAAUUGUAAUAUUUUAAAAGAGAAAUGAUGAGCUGUAAAUGAUUAACUUUAGAAACUGAAAAUGAUAUUUUUAGCGGUAACGUAUGCAUAUAGCUUAAUCUUGCAGUUAGGUUUUCAGAGGUUACAUAGCAACAUAUACAAAAAUAUGUAGAUACAAUAGUUAUAUAGAAGCUUUGUAGUUUAUUUAAUUUGUCACACCAGUCAUGAUGACUGAAUUUUUCCUCAGGUUUUAAUUUUGCGUUUUUACAUUUGAUUUUAUAUAUAUGUGUAUUUUUUCAUCAUUCUUAGGUGCUACAACGUAGAUUGAAACUGCCUUUCAACAUCUUUAUUUCAUUUUGCUCUGAUGUCGUUUGUUUAUAGGAAUUCAAACCCGACCGGUCACAUAUUCAGUUAGAAAAAAAUACGUCAUCAUUUUUAUUUCUAAAAGUGGAAACCUUUUCAUUUUCCCCCCGCAUUUCCAUUAUUUCUAAAUUAUUAAAACUUAUAAAAUUCACAACCCUAAACACAACCAAUAAGUCAACUUCAUUUCAUAUAUUAAUCUUUAAAAGUAAAGAUAUACACGAUGAUAUCUGAAUAUAAACUAUCACACAACUAACAUAUUCUUUAGUUGAUUACAUAUUCUUUUUUAGUAAGCCAAUCAAUACCAUUACAUUUUAUGUUAAAAGAAUUGAGCUGAAUUCGUCGUAACGCGUUAAAUCUAUUAUCUGGAAUCAAAUUCCCACUAUUUAAAUGUUUAAUUUUGUUGAUCACUCAUUUUUGUAUCUUAAAAAUUUCAAAAUAAUGCAACUCUUUUCAAACAAUUCCCUAGAAACGAGAUGAUAUUUUAUAUUUACCUUUAUAAGAUAGGCAGAGAUCCCUUAAUUUUAACCUAUAUGUAUUUAUAAUUUCAUAACGAGAAUAAUUAGAAUUAGCAAAGAAACAAAUUCCAAGUUUUGAUUAUGUUUUAUCCUUGUAAUAAUUAACUGUAUUUAUGUUUCUCGAUGGUAUACAUGUAGUUAGUUGUCAAAUCAUCAAGAGUGUGAAGAGCAUUUGGGCAUCCAACUUUUUAGAGCAUUCGAGAAAAAUAUUUUAAGUAUUCGAGCACACGAUUUGUUUUAAGUAUUCAAGCACCUGGGCUGUACAACAUUUCAUUAACCGAAUUUUUACGACAUGAAAAGAAAUAUGAUGUACGUUGUCACUUUGCAAUCAAUCAAUUAGUAAAAUGACAAAAAGGUUAGAAAAAAGUAAGAACAAAAAGUUCCUAGUUGGAACAAUUUUUAAGCCUAUUUAAAGUUUCAAAUACUAAAUAUCAACAUAAAUUUUGAUAUUUAAUGUUUGAAAUUUCAGUUUUGAUUGAACGCAGAGUUUACUAAUUGUAAUUAGUAUAAUACAUAUUUUAACAAAUUUUGCUACGUCAGAUGUUUUCAUAUAUUAUAAAAUGCAUUCUGUUAUUACAGUUUCUCAUAUGCUCUUUAUGCUUAGUGUAUUUACAUUUGUGUAUUUCUCAACACUUUACAAUAGUUGCUAUCUACAUAUUUAGAAGCUAGUCAGAGCCUAGGUUGUUAUGUAAAACUGUAUAAUUAAAGCUAUUUAUAGAAAAUAAUUUCAGCAAGCAGACAUCUCUGUUGAAAAUAAUGAUCGAGAGGAACUUAUUUAAAAUUUUUUGGGAAUUUGGGAUUAACAAGAAAACUUUAAAAAAUUAAAAAAAAAAUUCUUUGAUGUAGUGCAAAACACUAAUUCUACUUUCAAAUCAUUUAACAUAUAAUUUUCCAGUACUAUUACGAAAUGAGUUUCGUGAAAAGGCUUUACCGUAACAUUGGCUAAAUAACCGUAACACAAUUCUCAUUUUUUGGGUUUAAAAGCAAAACAUUUACAGAUGCACUAAUUUUCAUCCGAUAUUCUAUUUUGACAAACAUUGGAAAAUGUUAAUUCAAAAGAAAGUGUACAGUUGUUCCCUAAGAAACAACAAAAUAUGAUUUUCUUAUGGCUAUGUAUGCUAUGACUUGUUCCUUAUAUAUCAAUAGACAUAUUGUAUGUUUAUUUUCAUUUCGCAUUAUCUUAUAUAUAUAUGUAUAUGUCAUAUUUGUUUUUCUUGAGAAAAUACCUUUUUAUUAAACGAUGGGGUAAAUGAACAUCAUGUUCUACAAUUGUAUAUUUAUGUAUCACUGUAAGUUAGUCUUUUUUUGAAAACCAUAACGAGAAACGCAAUA